Messenger RNA from Paramuricea clavata, 1089 nucleotides. The record is from the annotation of a GenBank genome assembly. NCBI's taxonomy places the organism in Eukaryota, Metazoa, Cnidaria, Anthozoa, Malacalcyonacea, Plexauridae.
AUGGCCGACUCCGAGGGCGAAAUCGAAGAUGAUGCAAGACUGCUCGAAGGCGAUGAGGCCACACAUGCACAAGCAAGUCCUUCUGGCGAUCGGCACGAGAGUCAAUCCAAUAUGGAGGAGAAGUUCGAGGAGCUAUCGGGCAACAUUAAAGAUGGUUUUUCUUCGCUUGGCGAAUUGUUGACAGAUCUGAUGCAACAAAAAUCACGAGGCAAGCGCUCCCGCCAAAAAUCAAGGUCUUCCUCGCCGGCCUCGGCUGACGGCGACCAAACAACCAGCCCUAAACGGGCAAGGCUCGAGGAUGAACAGAACGACGACGUAGCCGUGUUGCUUGGCGAGUCCCAGCCCCAGGGCCAGGGGGAAAACUCUGGCAAUGACAAUGAAAAAGAGUUUGGCGCAAUUUUGGACAGUGUUGUCCAAGAGCUAGACGAAGAACAGUUGGGGCCUGAUGUGUCCGAGAAGCUUGCCGAAGUUAUUAAUAAAACUCUGCGCUCAAAAUUGAGCGAGGAAAAACUUAAAGAAAAGCAAAACGCUUACCCUAGACCACAAAAUUGUGAAUCACUAGAAACUACUCGGGUUAAUCCAGAAAUCUGGGCACAACUACAAUCUUCAACCACAUCUCGGGACAUACGUCUCCAGAAAGUACAAAGCUUCUUGCUGAAAGGGCUACUGCCAUUAGUUCAGCUCCUUGAAAAUUGUCGACAAUCGGAUGAUAGGUCGACUGAUAAAGGAAAAAUCAUCAAGCUGGCUCUUGACUCAGUAAGCCUAGUCGCUCAGGCAAAUGUAGAGCUCAAUAGCCGGCGACGAGCAUUGAUUAAGCCUGAUUUGAAUGAAAAAUUUCAGCAAAUCUGUGGCGAUCAUGUGCCGAUUACAACAUUGCUUUUUGGGGAUGAUGUGGCCAAGACACUACAGGACAUUGCUUCCACAAACCGUGUCAGCCAAAAGGUUGCAACACCUACUCGUUGGCCCAGCUAUGCUUACCAAAACAACUUUAAUUGGCAUUCAAAAAAUGGACGGGGGAGGUUGAGGCCCCAAAACAACCUCCCACGUCACAAAAGGGGCCAGAGCCACUACAAACCACAGAGUCAGUGA